Messenger RNA from Oreochromis aureus, 5686 nucleotides. RefSeq names its product consortin, connexin sorting protein a (gene cnsta). Bases 298 to 2823 code for a protein of 841 amino acids. Gene Ontology annotation, molecular function: connexin binding. The record is from RefSeq and is a predicted model, not a curated record. Gene Ontology annotation, biological process: positive regulation of Golgi to plasma membrane protein transport. Gene Ontology annotation, cellular component: plasma membrane; transport vesicle; trans-Golgi network. Lineage: Eukaryota; Metazoa; Chordata; Actinopteri; Cichliformes; Cichlidae. The transcript has 13 exons.
GCUGUGGAUGAAAACAAAAGCAGAAGAUAGUUUAUAGAAGUGUGCUGUGCUUGUGCUAACAGUGAAAAGACACGAGAUGGCGACAGUGCAGCACAGGCCCGACGAUGACAGCGUUAGCAACGACCCCUGGCUGCUGCUGCCUGUGGGUGACACAGUCCUCACAACAUCUCCGGCAAGGUGUCAGAUGUUUGUCUUUACCGUUCGGCCACCCUUUUCAGCCGCUUGAAGAAGGGCUUGUUCCAAAAGGUGGCACUGACCCUCAAACUCAAAGGUCAAGCAUUGUUUGGGUGGAGCUCAAUGGAUCAUGAUCAGUUUGAGAGGGAGGGUAGAGCUAUGUCACAGGUUCAGGGGGGCAGGGUGGACCUCUGUGAUAACUUACCCAACUCUGAAGCCCUCACUGCUCAAACCCGAAACCUCAAUGAGACAAACACGCUCACGCAAACUCAAAGUGUCUCUCCUUCACAAAAUGGGGAUGAGGGAAGGUGUGGUUCCAUCCAAAAAAUCGCUCUUAACAACAAUGGGAAGGAAGAGGAAAUGGGACUGGGAAAGGAGGGAUGCAUAGGAAGAAACCAAGAGAAGGAAGAGGAAGAUGAUAUUGAUGAAGCAAUGAAGGAAGCCGAUGACGAGGAGGAAUCGGAGGAGUCAAGCUGUUUAAAUCGCUGCCAGUCUCCAGACACUCCCAUGACAGACUCCUCAUAUUCAGAAACUGGGAGCCUGUUGGAGAAUCCUUAUCCUUUUAGUCCUGGAACCAGUCCAGAGCCUACAUCCCCAGUCAUUCCAGCAGGCAGUCCAGAAACCGUAUAUCCCAUCGGUUCAGUGGAAUUGAUCCAGAGUGAUGCUGAAAUGGACACUUGUAUGUCAAAAACUGGAUCAGGUGCCUAUUCCACAGCGUCUAUCACCUGCAUACAUGGAUCUACUUUCAGUAUGGGGCCGAUGGAUUGUACAUCGCAAACUUUAACCUCAGGCACUGAGCCUACAUCUGUCACAGAAACUACUAAAAGAAUAGCAAAAAAUACUAACUUAACUAGAGAACAACUUACCUCAUCCACGGAGCCUGCCUUAAACUGUGGGCCAAAAGGUGCUAGAGGGUCUACCAGUUCACAUGCAGGAUAUAACGCCUCAGCUACAGAGACAUUUACGUUAACUGAAUUAGCAAAGUUUAACACUUCCACUGCCUCAUCCGCUGUGAGUGCAUCCCAAGAGCCCCUCAACUUCACCAUGGGGAUUACAACUACUGGAACAGACUCCACCUCCACCACAGGACUUUCAUUAUCAAAUCAGGAAUACAUUACCUCCACUCCAGUGACCACUUGUUUCUCAGUUCCCGCCUGCGCCUCAGGGUCUAUUCCAGGCUCUGCUCAGUUGGAGUCCCUUGAGCAGUUGGCACAAAGAGGAGAUGACAUCCACCUUCCACAGUCCCUUCACCAGAUUGCUGAGGCCUUUGUCCUUCAUGGAGAUUACCAGCGGGCGUUAUGGUGCAUCCAGCUAGAGAGAGACUAUCACCAGAGAGUAUUGGAUAACCUGAAUGCACUUCAGCAGCAGUGGGAGAGUCUGUUUAAAUCGACGCCCUCUGACCUGACAGCUCAACAUCUGGACAGUCUUAAACACAUUUGCCAGACACACAAUCGACCAAGGACUAGAGAUGCUGAGUGCGCUUCUCUGAACUUCGUGAAAGCUGAAUUUGAAGAAGUUGGUGCUCUGCAUUCAUGUACGUCAGACCAUCAGGUUGAAGGAGGGAUGGAGCAAAGAGCCGAAGACACCUCUUGUUCAGUCAUGCCCUCCGUUAAUUUGACUGAUGGUCUCAAUUCCCCUGAGAUCUCUGGCAAGGACAGGGAACACCCAUCAAGGGAGUCAGAGGGGAGAAAUGGUUUCCAUGGAUCUCAGCUCACUGAUGAGCAAGGCAACGACAGAGAGGGAAGAGAGGCAGAAGGAGGGGUAGGAUGCACCAUUUCAGGAAACGGGUUGCACCCCUCUACAACUGAAGAGUUGGAUCAGUCCAAGCCUGCAGAGCAGCAGGGACAAGAUUUAGGUCCAGCACAGGAAACAGAGGCAGAAGAGCAAGAAGAGGGGGGCGACGUGGAAGAGGCAACGGAGGCUUUGGAAAUGGAAGAUGAGGGAGAGGAGGAAGAAGGGGAAGAGAAGAAGAAGGAAGGGGUGUCCUCCUUGAGUCAGAAAACUCUCCCAGUAGAGACUGUGUGCAGCGGGGCAGAGGUGGAGAUACAGCAGCUGUAUCAGUAUGCCCGAGCUCAGGAGAGGCUACAUGUGGAGACGCAGGAGAGCACUAAAGCCUCCCUGCACCAGGAGGUAACCCUUCCUCACGAGGCUCACAUGAAGCAGCAGGAACCACAUGCAGAGAUGAAGGAAGUGGAAGAGGAGGAGGACUAUGAUCCAGACCAAGCUGACAUCAUUAGAGAAGCUCCCUCUUUGGAUGCAAUGGCAAAACUCAUCACUGUAGAGGAGGUAUCACCCGCCUCUGGCCUUGUCUCCAUAUUAAAGAAGCGAAAGGUCUGCAUAGAUGACGUGAGUGCUUCUUCUAGCUCAGACCCUCCACCUGAGAAACCCACUGCCAAACGACGUGUCCGCUUUAAAGUUCCUGAUGACCACUAUGAGCCUGAUGUUGGCAGUGGCGACUCCUGCCUGCUUCUCUUCCUGCUUUGCCUGGUUACUGUUUUUAUCAGUGUGGGGGGCACCGCCCUUUACUGUGCUUUGGGCGAUGCCCAAUCCUCGGUCUGUCAGGACUUCUCCAGAAAUGCAGACUUCUACAUUAACCAGAUACAGCGUGGGAUAGCUCGGAUCCAACACUGGUUUACUCCUGGGUCAUAGCAGAAAAUGUGGAGCCACUGACCUUAGUGUUUGUCACUGUAGGUUCACUGUAGUCUCUGCUACUUCCUGGAACAAUGUUUUUGUGGUCAUGGUGCCAGGCAGUCACUACAGUUCCUGGUGUUAUCUGGGGAAAGUGACUGUUAUUGUCUGAACAUCUAUAUCAGAUACAGCUGGCGUUUCUAAGCCUGCUCCACUGCAUUUUUAAUGCUCUGUGACUACAGAGUUCACUCAGUCAUAGGUCGAAUGUCUCUUUAAAACACUAGAUUGAAAAGGUGAUCAGACAGAGAGAGACUGCAAAAUAAAGUUGUCAGUUUUAUAUCUGAACAGAAAAAUAACUGAACUGCAGCCCUUCACAAUAUUUUCCAGAUUAAAUAUGUACUAAUUUAUCAAGCUAAAAAUUAAAUUGCAGAGAGCUAGAAUACUUCCAUUUAAAAAAUUGCUGACAGAUAAUCAACCAUGAUACCGACAUGAUGGAUACAAACUUGCUCACACUGCUCUCCCAAAAUCAGUUCCCUGAGACACGCAAGACAUGUAAAUGUAAAUAUUACAUACACACACAUGCAGUUUGUUAACUAGGGAGCACACAGGUGCCCUUGACACGCUGCACAAAUGGGAAGAGGCCCAGUGGGUAUUUUUAAUAACAUUGCAACCACUGCUGUUGCUUUUAUUCUUUUAUUGUUUCUUUCUUUCUUUUUUUAAAUUUUAACAAGAACAAAUUUUUCUGUGGUCUCCUACUUGGAAUGAAAUCUUUGUCUUAAUUAUGUCUUAAAGUUUUGAAUGAAUGUAUAGAUAUUAAUGUUAGACCUGUGAGGCAUUUGAAUAUUGUCAGAAAAUAUGCUGAGAGGAAGGGGUAUUUUGGUAUUUGUCAUAACUGAGCUGCUAAUGGGAAACAGUCACAUCAACUAUGUUCUCUUGGGAAAAUAGCAUAAAUCCGUCAAAAAAUGACCCUCCUGACCCCCUCCGACCCCCCUCACAUGUCCUUUUUAUUGCAAUGACUUUAGUGUAUUUAAAUGAAGGGUAAGCAAAAUGUUUGCCUUCAUGCUAUGAAUGAAAAAUGUAGAUAUCUCCUUUACUAAUGAAGUUGUGAGGGCUGAAAAUGGUGGGGAAAUAAAACAAAUAAAUUUGAACCCAUCUCUGUUUUUCAAGCACCUGUAACUUGGAAUAUAUUCUAAGUUUAGAGGUAAAAUUUUGAAUGCCUUUAUCAAAUAUGCUAAAGCUAUUAUAAUUGAAAACCUGAAGGUGUUAGUUGGUUUUUUUCAUGGAUUGAGUCCUGCAUCUUUGUUAGCUGUGCAGCUUUCUUUUUCUCCCUGUACAUAUUUGAUGUGAUUGUCCUGCUGCCACCCUCUUCUGUGUAACUACCAACAGCAGGUUAACAGUGAGCAGACAUCAGUUUACGGACUUAAUUAAGGUAGAUCUGUCACUGUGUAGCACAUGUACAGAAACACAGUUGUUGAAACAUAUUGAAACAUACAGAAACAUAUUGUUGAAUGGAUAUCUAACUUGUUGCACAUAAGAUCGGUACAAUUUUUUUUUUUUUAAAGAUAUUGCAAUAUUUCUACAGGCAUUAUUCUCUCAGUUCUAAAUGCAGACUUAACUUGAUUUAAUAAAACAAAAUAUCCACUAAAUACUUGCACAGACCACUUGAACAGAAAACACUCGACUGCUAAGUGGGUGUGGAAAUAUUUAAGUAAACAAGGAGACCUUUUAUAAUUAUGUGGAAAACAAUAAUUGCUCAGUGUAUGUAAUUUGUUCAGGCCUUGGUUUUGAUGGGAUCAUAUGAAGCACUGUCUGCCUGUGUGUUUUUAGGGAUUCUGGGCAUCACGCUCUGUUAUGUUUUUUCAGUGUUCUUUUUUUCUAUUUUCCAAAAUAACUUUUAACUACUCUCAGUCUUCCGUAAUAGUCCACUAGAUAACAUUUUUGCCAUUUCAGUUGAUGACUUUUGAGUCCUGGUUUGACAUGGAGAGAAAUUUGUGUAUGAAACCAACCCUUUAUUCUCACACCAGUGCUUUAACUCUUAUGUUCUGCUCAUUGUAAAACACAUUGUAGUCUUACUGAAAUCAGUUUUACAGCUUAAUCUCAAUUUUGCCUUGUUAUUUUAAUGUGUACAUGCAAUGUUUGGUGUUUUGUUUAUUGGUUGUUUUUCUUUUUGGUUAUUGUAGUAGUGGAUGCCAUAAAAGUUCUGGAAAAACCACAUAUCCUAAAGUCUUUCCAGGAAGUGAAGAAAGCAAAUCUCUGUUAAAGGCGGACAAUUCAAAGUCUUACCUUACCUAUGCAUCCCUAAUAGACAAAACAAUAUUCUCUGUCUUUUAUGUCACUGACAAAACCCUGAUGAUUGAUUUUUAAGGAUAUGGGGAUAUUUUUCCAGGACAUAGGGAGUAGCAGACUCACUCUUGUUUUUAUUUGCACAUGUCAUCUGGCUGGUUCAGAUGAUGAUGAUCACUCAGAAAAUCAUCCUAUUUAAUCUUUCAGAUGAGUUUAAUUAUUUAUAAUUAAAAUAAAAUUAGGGAUUUCAUGUGUAAGUGGCUAAGAGAAACAAAUGCAUCUUUUUCCCCUCCAUGUUGUCAGCUUGCAUCAGAUCACAUGAUCUGACAGAAAAAUGUAUUCCCAAAUGCUUCUGAACACCAUCAUCUAGGCUGACGAUUGUUUCUGUUUUUAUUAUUUUGCCCCGCAGUUUGUGCUACUGCUGUCAAUAUCACCUUUUUGAUGUAACAAUUGGUAACAGACGUUUCAUCUGUAAGCAUGAUAUGAAUAAUCAUGUCUUUUUUCCCCUGUUGUUUUUACAGAAAAAUCUUAUAAAACAGAUGAAUGAAAUUCCACAGUUCUGUGCAUGAAUUUUGUCCCACUUAAAAACACUUUUAUGGAU